Molecule: messenger RNA, 1518 nt
Organism: Abrus precatorius (Indian licorice)
Lineage: Eukaryota; Viridiplantae; Streptophyta; Magnoliopsida; Fabales; Fabaceae
Product: thiosulfate/3-mercaptopyruvate sulfurtransferase 1, mitochondrial-like
Exons: 12
Coding region: 94-1242 (382 amino acids)
Biological process (GO): transsulfuration
Cellular component (GO): mitochondrion
Molecular function (GO): thiosulfate-cyanide sulfurtransferase activity
Source: RefSeq, a predicted model, not a curated record
CUCUCACUCACUGUUGUUAUUUUUGUUUUAUCUUUUGUCGCAACCUGUGACCGUUCGAGUUAUCCGAGGCCACUCUUUAUUAUAUGGUCGUUGAUGAAAAUGGCUUCGACCCUUUUGACAAAGAUGCUUCUGGGUCAUCGCUUGAUUCACCCUUCUUCGUUCCUCACUCACCAGCCUAGGAUUCUCCCUUCUUUAUUCAGAAAACGGCUGUUUUGUAUACGAGCUGUCCCAGCCUACAGAACCCAAAACAUCAAAACAACUGGUUGGGCUCCUUGUAUGGCAUCUUCUACAGUUGGUAGAAGGGCUACAUAUUCAACACAAUCUGUAUCAACAAAUGAACCAGUUGUUUCUGUGGAUUGGCUUUAUGAUAACCUGAAGGAGCCAGAUAUCAAGGUGCUGGAUGCAUCGUGGUACAUGCCAGAUGAGCAGAGGAAUCCAAUUCAAGAAUAUCAGGUUGCUCAUAUUCCUGGGGCCCUGUUCUUUGAUGUAGAUGGAAUAGCAGAUCGAACUACAAAUUUACCACACAUGUUGCCAUCAGAGGAAGCUUUUGCUGCUGCUGUUUCUGCUCUUGGCCUACAGAACAAAGAUGAUUUGGUUGUCUAUGAUGGAAAAGGAUUAUUUAGUGCCGCUCGUGUAUGGUGGAUGUUCCGAGUGUUUGGGCAUGACAGAGUUUGGGUAUUAGAUGGUGGCCUGCCGAGAUGGCGUGCAUCUGGUUAUGAUGUUGAAUCUAGUGCUUCGGGUGAUGCUAUUCUUAAAGCCAGUGCUGCAAGUGAGGCAAUAGAGAAAGUGUACCAGGGACAAACAGUUGGUCCACUCACAUUUCAGACGAAAUUUCAGCCACAUCUUGUUUGGACCCUUGAUCAGGUAAAGAAAAAUAUAGAGGACAAAACUCACGAACACAUAGAUGCUCGAUCAAAGCCCAGGUUUGAUGGAGCUGCACCAGAGCCCCGAAAGGGAAUCAGAAGUGGUCAUGUACCUGGUAGCAAAUGCAUCCCUUUUGCCCAGUUGUUAGAUAGUUCACAGACAUUGUUACCAGCUGAUGAACUUAAGAAGCGGUUUGAUCAAGAAGGCAUCUCUUUGGAAAGCCCAGUUGUGACUUCGUGUGGAACUGGGGUUACUGCUUGCAUUCUUGCAUUGGGUCUUCAUCGUCUUGGAAAGUCUGAUGUUGCAGUUUAUGAUGGAUCAUGGACCGAAUGGGGAGCACAAUCUGAUACACCUGUUGAAGCUUCAUCCACUCAAUAGAGUCAAAUUUUAAUUUGCAAGUGAAGGGGCUGUCAAACAUUUUGAGCACACCUAUUUUUUCUCUACCUUUUUACCUUUUUCUUGUUUUGGUUUAAUUGUGAUUGAAUUGCAUGUCAAAUAUUAUUAAUAUUAAAUCCUAUCUUGUGGCUUAUAAAAAAUAAUGAUAGGAUUGUUCAAGAAUGCCUCAUAAAAGUGGGAUUUGUUGACACAAGGUACGUGUUUAGUAUAUGGAUAAAAAUUUAAUAAUUAUAAAAAUCAAAUCUAAUUAUAACUUUC